This is a messenger RNA of Nicotiana tabacum (common tobacco), 2903 nucleotides long. RefSeq lists its product as uncharacterized. Lineage: Eukaryota; Viridiplantae; Streptophyta; Magnoliopsida; Solanales; Solanaceae. The record is from RefSeq and is a predicted model, not a curated record.
CAUGCACUCUCCUCAAGUCCUCAGUAUCAUAUUCAUCACCCUCCCUUUUUUCUCUCUCUGCCAUUUGAUUCCGAACUAACUUUCAUAAUCCCUCUUCAGAUAACACCUAAUCCUAAGUAAAUCCCAUUUUAUCCACGCUUAAUUCCAAAUUCUUCAAACAAAGAUCACUUCUUUUUCCAAUAUAAGCACAAAAAGUGAUCUUUUUGUGUUCUCUUGCUCUGGUUUUAUAGUAUUUUUGGAUCACUUUGAUUUUUUUUCUUGUCAAAAAUUGAUCUUUUUGGUACUUUCUUGAUUUGGGUCUUUAGUAUUUUUGAUUGAAAAGCAAAAAAAAAAAAUGGUUGUGAAAAUGAUGAAGUGGAGGCCAUGGCCACCACUAUCAUCCAAGAAAAUUGAGGCUAAGAUUAUUGUUAAUUGUCUUAAAGGUUUCAACUUUAUGUCAAAUGAGCAAAUGGGGUUCCAAGAUUUUGAAAAAUUAAGAGUUGAAAUUAAGUGGAAAGGCUCAAAGGGUAGUUCUUUGAAUUUGAGCUCUCUUACAAGGAGGGGUAGUGUAAAGAAGAAUUUUACAAAGGAAGAGUCUUUAAAGGAAAAUGGUGGUGUUGAAUGGAAUGAGGAGUUUCAGAGUGUUUGUAACUUUUCAGCUAAUAAAGAUGGUGUGUUUCAUCCUUGGGAGGUUGCUUUUACUGUGUUCAAUGGUACAAGCAGAGAACCAGAUCAAAAGGUAACCAUACUUGCUGCGGCGUCAUUGAACCUUGCAGACUUUGCUUCAGUAGCUGGGGAUAAAGAAGACGGCAUUGAAAUUGCAAUUCCUUUGGAAGCCUCUAUUGGCAGCUUCAAAAGUUUCCUUUCACUCUGUCUAUCUCUCAGCCUUGUGGAAUUGAGGAACGGUUACGAAGCUUCAGAGACCAUUCCGAAGUUUAUCAUGUCUGCUCCAGUAUCUCCAAACCCUGGAGAGGUUUUGUUGACAGACAGAAAUGAGGUUUCUGCUUUAAAAGCAGGUCUGCGGAAAGUUAAAUUUUUCAAGGGAUUAUCAGUUAGGCGACACAAGAAGGCAUGUCAUGAAGAGGAAGGGAGUGAUGGAAGGAACUCAGUCAGAAGUGAGGACCCCGAUUAUGUCUACCUACUCGACACGGAUUCACUUGAUGAUUCAGAAGAAGGAGAAUCAGAGGAAGGAAAUGAGGAUACAAGUGUGCGGAAGUCAUUCAGUUAUGAAACACUUGCCUAUGCAAACCAUGCUAGUGGAUCAUUUUACUCAAACACAAGCAGCAGCGAAGACGAGGAUUUCAUCCAUCGUAACAAUCAUAUUUCAGAUGCAGGGCACGGGUACCCUGCGGAUACAACUGCAGCACUACAAAAUCAAACUGCUGAGCAGAGUUCAAAACGCAGAAUUCUCCCCUGGAGGAAGAGGAAGUUGAGUUUCAGAUCUCCUAAAACCAAGGGAGAGCCGUUGCUGAAGAAACAUUAUGGAGAGGAUGGUGGGGACGAUAUAGACUUUGAUCGCAGACAGCUUUGCCCAUCUGAUGAGUCUUCUUCAGGGUGGUGCAAAUCCGAGAAAGGUUCUGCAAAUCAAUUUUCAGUCUCCGAAUUUGGAGACGACAGUUUUGCUGUGGGUAGUUGGGAGCAGAAAGAGAUAAUAAGCCGAGAUGGACAAAUGAAGCUGCAGACUCAGAUCUUCUUUGCUUCGAUUGAUCAACGAAGUGAACGAGCUGAAGGUGAAAGUGCUUGUACAGCGUUGGUUGCUGUGAUUGCUGAUUGGUUCCACUCCAAUCCUAAAGAUAUGCCGAUCAAGUCCCAACUUGAUUGUCUUAUCCGUGAAGGUUCACUGCAGUGGAGAGAUCUUUGUGAAAAAGAGACCUACAAGGAACGUUUCCCAGAUAAGCAUUUUGACCUCGAGACAGUCCUCCAGGAUAAAGUGCGUCCACUCUCAGUAGUCUCAGAAAAAUCAUUCGUUGGGUUCUUUCAUCCAGAAGGAACCGAAGAAGAGGAGGAAUUUGACUUUCUUCACGGUGCCAUGUCUUUUGACAACAUUUGGGAUGAGAUUUCUAAAUCUGCUCAAGAAACUCCUUCUCAUGGAGAGUCCUUUGUUUACAUUGUGAGUUGGAAUGACCACUUCUUUAUCCUAAAGGUUGAAAAAGACGCAUACUAUAUCAUUGACACACUUGGCGAGAGGCUUUUUGAGUGUUGUAAUCAGGCUUAUAUCCUCAAAUUCGACAAAGACACAACAAUUUCUCAAGUACCUAGUGAGACUCAACAAUCAGAUGAUAAACCAUCUAGCAAUAAAAAGGAGCAAAGUGAUAUGAAAGAAGCUGCCAAUGAGGGCAAAAUGGUCAUUAGCACCAAUGGCACCGACGGAUUGCAAGAAGAAUCAACCAUCGUCAACAGGGACAUGGUACCUGAAAACAAAGAAGAAUCCAGCAUUGUUUACAGAGGUAAAGAAUCAUGUAAAGAGUACAUAAAGAGUUUUUUGGCGGCAAUCCCUAUUAGGGAGUUACAAGUUAAUGUGAAGAAGGGAUUGAUGGCAUCUACGCCCCUUCAUCAGCGGCUACAAGUUGAAUUCCAUUAUACAAUGAGCUUUGACCAUAAGUUUGAGUCUUCUUCAGAAGAACUGACUGCUAACAGUUUGGCCAUACUACCAUCAGCAGCAGAGUAAGCGACGAGACGACUAAUAAAGCCUUACAAGUAAUAUUACAUAAUGCUAAUCCCUUUUGUUUUCUACAUAUCAUUAGGAAUUUUGAAAAGCUAAUUGUUGUUAUAGUGUUCCCUAGAGGGUGUCUGUCGUUGUUUAUCUUUUUUCUUCCUAUGCAUGGGAACGAUAAUGUGAAUAACUAUGAAACUGCUCAAGAGUACGCCUUUCUGUUCUGUCGAGGAGGGAAAGUUGGCAUAAAUGAAUAUAUGAAUUCCAUACU